Messenger RNA from Carlito syrichta (Philippine tarsier), 1241 nucleotides. RefSeq names its product cytoplasmic dynein 2 heavy chain 1-like. The transcript has 8 exons. The annotation marks the transcript as partial. The record is from RefSeq and is a predicted model, not a curated record. Lineage: Eukaryota; Metazoa; Chordata; Mammalia; Primates; Tarsiidae. Gene Ontology annotation, biological process: microtubule-based movement. Gene Ontology annotation, molecular function: dynein intermediate chain binding; dynein light intermediate chain binding; minus-end-directed microtubule motor activity. Gene Ontology annotation, cellular component: dynein complex.
UAUAGAAUAAUAUCAUCCCAGGUUAUUUCUCAGUUGAGGAUCUUGAGUAAAUCUGUAACAGCUGGUUGCAAAUUUGAUCGAGAAAUCUGGUCUAAUGAACUUUCUCCAGUCCUCAAUCUCUGGAAGAAACUAAACCAGAAUUCAAACCUGAUUCAUCAGAAGAUAUCUCCUCCUAGUGAGCAACAAGGAUCUCCAAUAUUAUCAUUCAUUAUUCUUGAACAAUUUAAUGCCAUUCGCUUAGUGCAAAGUGUUCAUCAGUCUCUUGCUGCUCUCAGCAAAGUCAUCAGAGGAACUACCUUACUGAGCUCAGAAGUACAAAAAUUGGCAAGUGCUUUAUUAAACCAAAAGUGUCCUCUCACAUGGCAGAGCAAGUGGGAAGGCCCAGAGGAUCCCCUACAGUACCUGCGAGGUCUCAUAGCCCGUGCCCUGGCCAUACAGAACUGGGUAGAUAAAGCUGAAAAACAGACUCUUCUCUCUGAUACUCUUAAUCUGUCAGAGCUCUUCCAUCCAGACACAUUUCUUAAUGCUCUUCGCCAGGAAACUGCAAGGGCAAUGGGUCAUUCUAUGGAUAGCCUUAAAUUUGUAGCCUCAUGGAAAGGUCGACUUCAAGAAGCAAAGCUACAAAUUAAGAUCAGUGGCUUACUACUGGAAGGAUGCAGUUUUGAUGGGAACCGACUUUCUGAAAAUCAGCUUGAUUCUCCUAGCGUGUCAUCAGUUCCACCCUGUUUUAUGGGCUGGAUUCCUCAGGGUGCCUACGGGCCGUAUUCUCCUGAGGAGUGCAUCUCCUUGCCUGUGUGCACGAGUGCCGAGCGGGAGCGUGUGGUGACCAAUAUUGAUGUUCCCUGCGGGGGCAACCAAGACCAGUGGAUCCAGUGUGGAGCGGCUCUGUUCCUAAAAAACCUGUAGGAUCUAACGACAACAAGUCUGUCUUAACACAAUGGAACAUUUAUUGUUUAAGCUUUAAAGAAAAUGUGGUCAGUCUAUAUUGCUGAUUAGUUCAGAACAUUAGCAUGUGGUUACUUUAUGUUGUUAAUCUGUUAGGUUUUCAUUUUGAGGUGUAAUAUAAACACUGUACAUCUUUUAAAGUAAUAAUUUAAUGGAGUUCAUGUUAAAAUGUAGUAUUUCUUUGAAAACAUUAAAUAUUUUUAUGAGACAGCUCACUUUUCUGGUAGUUCAAAAAUCUCGGUAAGAGAUUUAAAAUGGUGUAUGAAAGUGAUCAAUAAUAAAUAUUUUGACUAUCA